Molecule: messenger RNA, 756 nt
Organism: Diversispora eburnea
Lineage: Eukaryota; Fungi; Glomeromycota; Glomeromycetes; Diversisporales; Diversisporaceae
Source: the annotation of a GenBank genome assembly
AUGGAGACUAUGGAAAUUGAAUCAGGUACAGAUUCUUCGGAUUCUUCUGUUCCAUUAUUGAAUGAAACUUCCGAAAUGGAAUUUGAAAUUAAUAACAAGUCAGCGUUAAGAAAAAAUUACGAUCAAAUAAAACUUGAUGUACCUUGGGUCGAGACCCAAUCAAUUGUUUCUUCGGAACCUUCCAUGAUCGAUGAUAUUAAUAAUGACGUGGAACGCGAAUUGACAUUUUAUAAACAAGCACUCGAAGCAACGAUAGAAGGACGAAAGAAACUGAUGACCUCCGGAAUUCCAUUUUCUCGACCGGAUGAUUAUUUCGCGGAAAUGGUUAAAUCCGAUGAACAUAUGUCAAGGAUAAGGAGAAAAUUAAUUGAUGAGGAACAAGGAAUUAAAGCGAGUGAAGAAGCCAGGCGUCAAAGGGAAUUAAAAAAAUUUGAGCGAAAAGGUGUAGAAGAUACUGCUGUGGAUGAUGAUUUUGAAAUUGCAUUGGAUGAAGCAGCUGCUGAAGAUAAUAAUAAUAGACCAAAGAAACUACAAAAAACUGGGCGCAAUAAAAAACGUGUCAUGAAGAAACGAUUUGCCAAAUCAAAUACUGCGGAAUCUUCUGGUAACAUUCCUAUAUUCGAUACAAAAAAUAUUAAGAAAGGUUUGAAGAAUUCAAAUGAUUCAAAUUCAAAUCCAAGAUUAUCCAAAAAAAAAAUUAUAAAGAGUCGACCCGGUAAAGCUAGACGUCAAAAGGAAAGAAAAAAUAAAAAAUAG